Messenger RNA from Physella acuta, 552 nucleotides. RefSeq lists its product as uncharacterized. NCBI's taxonomy places the organism in Eukaryota, Metazoa, Mollusca, Gastropoda, Physidae. The record is from RefSeq and is a predicted model, not a curated record. Gene Ontology annotation, molecular function: protein binding.
AUGAGUAAAACCCUACAGCAAAGAUUGUCUCACAUUGACCAAUUGCUUCAAAUAAUGAAUCAGAAGUCUGAGUCUAGAGAGGAAAAACUGAAGCAGAUUGAUGUUCUUCAAAAGAGUGUUUUAAAGUUAACAGGAGACAUUCAUGCGCUAGCCAAUCAACAUGUGAAAUAUUCUACAGUUGGUUUUGUUGCUUCGGGGAGGCCCUUGGUAGUGGGAGUCUAUGGAUUGCUUGGAUUAUCCAAAAGACUGUCUUACACCAAUGUUGAAAAUAAAGGAAACCAUUUUAAUCCAAACAAGGGCGUGUUUACCGCCCCUGUUGAUGGCGUGUAUAUAGUGAGUCUACGAAUAAGAAGCACAGGAAAUAAAGUCUGGAUAAAGCACACAUCUGGAAAUACUGUAUCACAACCCGUUUAUAUUGAGACAAAUGAACUCUUAAAUGAAGUUUCAAGUACAACUGGGGUUUGGAUGACAACUGGAGAUGAAAUGUUUUCAUAUAGUAAUAGUGAUCAUUUUGACUGUAUACAUUUUUCUUGUUUCCUACUAGGAAUAUAG